UGCAGUGCUGCGAGUGGCCGGGAGUCGGGAGGCUGGGAUCUGGGAGGCUGGAGCUGCCGCUGCUGCGAUCACAGGCACCGGGAGGAGGAUAUACAGCGCUGCUGCUGCGGGCUCUGGAUUACCGGCAUUGGGGAGCGGGCAUGUCCCAUCCGUGCACCGGGCGCCGGCUGUGGAGGAGACGCGCCCUGGAAGAUGCUUCUCUCUGCUGAGGGCUCUCGGAUCGCGCAGGACACCCCCCGGGGGAAGCGGCAGACACCGGACUCCCGGCUGCCCGGCGGUAUCGGGGCGCCCCGGGGCUGUGCUGGAUUGUGCCCGAAACUUUCCCCGGAUCUCUCCUUAUGUAGGAGCGGAGCCUGCCCGGGAUUAUGCUGAGCUCUGCGGAGGACCCGACACCCGUCCAGGUCCCGCAGAUGAGGUGAAGCGAAUUUAGCAGAGCAAGAGAUAACUCAAGUAACGGAUCACCUUCCAAGAAGCACUGUGCCAAAAGCCUGCUCAGUUUCAAUAACUUUAUCCUACAAAGUGAUUAAUGAGCACUUCAGUCUGUAUGGGUAGUGAGCAAUCCUGGCUAAUGAGACUGCCAUAUCUCCAUCCGUGGCAUGAGACGUCUGCAUCGAAGGAUUACUUCACCUUCAGCUGUGAGGAGCUUUCUUCUUGCCGGAUGGCCAGACAAAAGCACAUUAAAUGCUGAAAUUUGCACUCCGUGUUGGCUUUUGCACCUCUCAUUUUAGCAAAGGCCUUUUGUUUUUUGCAGACCAGAAAUGGGCCUUCGGACAGAAUUUUGGCCCAAGGACUGGGUGGUAUUUUUGAAAUCCUGGGUCCUGUUUUCACUUGGGCUCUCCAUGCAGAUUACCCUCUCCCGGGCAUGCCCCACUGUGUGCCGCUGUGACCGGAACUUUGUCUACUGUAAUGAGCGGAGUUUGACCUCAGUGCCUCUUGGGAUUCCGGAGGGUGUAACCGUGCUCUACCUCCACAAUAACCAAAUUAACAAUGCUGGAUUCCCAGCAGAACUGCACAACGUCCAGUCAGUGCACACGGUUUAUCUGUAUGGCAACCAGUUGGACGAGUUUCCCAUGAACCUUCCCAAGAAUGUCAGAGUGCUUCACCUGCAGGAGAACAAUAUUCAGACAAUUUCAAGGGUAGCACUGGCACAGCUUUUAAAACUGGAAGAGCUUCAUUUAGAUGAUAACUCCAUCUCAACGGUUGGUGUGGAAGAUGGAGCCUUUCGUGAGGCCGUUAGCCUGAAGCUGCUGUUUCUGUCCAAGAACCAUUUAAGCAGUGUACCGGUUGGUCUUCCAUUUGAUUUACAGGAGUUAAGGUUGGAUGAAAACCGCAUUGCCAGGAUUUCAGACCAGGCUUUCCAAAACCUGACCAGUUUGGAACGUUUAAUACUAGACGGCAAUCUCCUCACCAACAAAGGUAUCGCAGAUGGCACAUUCAGCCACUUAUCCAAGCUUAAGGAGUUUUCUAUGGUACGUAAUUCUCUCACCAGUCCUCCUACUGAUCUCCAGGGCACCUAUUUGGUAAAGCUAAACCUGCAAGACAACCAAAUCAACCACAUCCCGGUGUCAGCCUUUUCCAAACUGCACAAGCUCGAGAGAUUGGAUAUUUCAAACAACCGCCUCCAGUUGUUGGUGAAAGGAGUCUUUGAUAACUUAACUAAUCUUAAACAGUUAACUGCACGCAACAACCCUUGGUUUUGCGAUUGCAGCAUUAGAUGGGUUACAGAGUGGCUUAAAUCUCUGCCAGCCGCCAUCAACGUCCGUGCUUUCAUGUGCCAAGGGCCAGAGCAUUUUCGGGGAAUGGCCGUAAGAGAGCUCAAUGUGAAUCUAUUAUCCUGUCCGACCACCACUCCAGGUUUACCAACCACUACACAACCGCCUCCAACAACUGCUCCAACUACUCUGCCACCUGUGGAGAUUAUCACUACACCCACUAUAGCACCUACAGUUCCGACACCCACUCCGUCACUAAUACCCCUCACCGUGCCUGACCUAGAAACCAUAGUCACCGAGAAAGUGACCCCACCCAUCCGAGAACGAAUCCAACUCUCCGUUCGUUUAUUUAAUGACACCUGCAUCCAGGUCAGCUGGCUGUCCUUCAUUACAGUCAUCUCCUACAAGCUGACUUGGGUAAAGAUGGGACACAGUUUGGUCGAGGGGAUUGUCCAUGAAAGGAUAGUGAGCGGAGAGAAGCAACAUUUGAGUUUGUUAAACCUAGAACCCAAGUCCACUUACAGGAUUUGUUUAGUUCCCUUGGAUGCUUUUAACAACUAUCAAGCAGGUGAAGAAACUGCCUGUGCCGAGGCCACCACAAGGGCUUCCCUAUUAAAUAACGGGAGCAACAGCCCCUCCAGCCAUGAGCAGCCAACUACACAGAGCCUGGGCUCCCCGUUUAUGCUGGCCGGGCUGAUUGGGGGGGCAGUCAUUUUUGUACUUGUUGUCCUUCUCAGCAUCUUCUGCUGGCAUAUGCACAAAAAGGGUCGCUACACAUCUCAGAAGUGGAAAUACAACCGUGGGCGCCGGAAAGAUGACUAUUGCGAAGCAGGAACUAAGAAGGACAAUUCAAUCCUGGAGAUGACGGAAACCAGCUUCCAGAUAGUCUCCUUAAACAAUGACCAGCUCCUUAAAGGAGGUUUCAGACUGCAGCCCAUAUACGCCCCAAAUGGGGGCAUUACUUACACAGACUGUCACAUCCCCAAUAAUUUGAGGUACUGCAACAAUAGCAGCGUUCCAGAUUUGGAACUCUGUCACACGUGAUGACAUUACUGUCUGGGCUUUGGUGGAGGCCACAGGCUAGGAUACAAAAAGACUGAAUUUGCAAAAACGGAACAAAGACACACACACACAAAAAAAUUUUACAUUUGAUAAAUGUUAGGCAGAUGCAUUUGUGCAUCGGAAUACUCUGUAAUUUAUACGGUGUACUAUAUAAUGGAAUUUAAAACAAAAAGUGCUAUCUUUUCUAUUCCCAGUUCAUUGCAAACAGUUUUGUAACUCUUUGCUUUUUAAAUCUUUAAAAAUGCUGAAGUACUGUACAGGGUUGUACAAUAAUAACCCAUUUGCCAUGAUAAAGAAAUGACCCGUUGUGUA
This is a messenger RNA of Pseudophryne corroboree (corroboree frog), 3086 nucleotides long. RefSeq names its product fibronectin leucine rich transmembrane protein 2 (gene FLRT2). Gene Ontology annotation, molecular function: protein binding. The coding region runs from base 759 to 2756 and encodes 665 amino acids. The record is from RefSeq and is a predicted model, not a curated record. Lineage: Eukaryota; Metazoa; Chordata; Amphibia; Anura; Myobatrachidae. The transcript is spliced from 2 exons.